UAUAGAAAUAUAUGGCUUCUUCUUCUUCUCAAGAAGAGUACGAGUACGAGGUGUUUCUCAGUUUCAGAGGUGAGGACACUCGCCGUAGUUUUACUGGACAUCUUUACGAUGCUUUGCAUAAAAAGAAUAUCCGAACCUUCAUGGAUGAUAAAAAAGCUGAAACUGGAUAUAAAAUUUCACCACAACUUAGGAAAGCAAUUAUGGGAUCCAAGAUUUGGAUAAUAGUUUUCUCCAAAGAUUUUGCUGCUUCCACAUGGUGUUUGGAUGAAGUGCUUCAAAUACUUGAAUGCAACAGGAAUAGAAAUGGAGAAAUUAAAGGGAAUGUGAUACCCAUUUUUUAUGGCAUAAAACCAACCAUUGUACGGAAACAGGAGGAGAGCUAUGCAGUUGCAUUUGCUAACCACGCAGAACGUUUUAAGGAUAGAAUUGAGAUGGUGCAGCAAUGGAGGAAUGCUCUAAAUGAAGUGUCCGGUGUGACCGGUCAUGAUUCAGAAAAUUUUAGGUAUGAUCGCGAGUUAAUUGACAAGGUCAUUAAUGAUGUUUUAUUGAAGUUGCCAGAAGACCAAUUAGCAAUUGAUCAAUUCAAAGAGAACUUGAUUGGAAUUGAAGAGUGUGUCAAGGAUAUUAAAUCAUUGUUAUGCAUUAACUCGAAGGAUGAUGUUCGCAUAAUAGGCAUAUGGGGCAUGGGAGGUAUUGGUAAGACCACCCUUGCUGGUACCGUGUUUGACAUAUAUAAAUCUUCUUUCGAUGCUAAUUGCUUCCUUAAGAAUGUUAGGGAGGAAUCCAAAAGACAAGGAAAAGAGCAUUUGAGAAAGAAACUUCUUUUAGACUUAUUAAAUGAUAAAUCUAUUCAAAUGAAGGACACCCCAUCCAUAAUGUCAACUUUUAUUCAAAAGCGGUUGGUAAAAACAAAAGUGAUUGUUGUUUUAGAUGAUAUAGAUGAAAUAUUAUCAUUAAAAUAUUUUCUUGAAGGGCAUGAACAGUUUGCCACUGGGAGUAGAAUCAUUGUCACAACUAGAGAUGUGCAGUUGCUUAAGUCAGUCACUGAUAAAAUUUAGGAGGUUAAGGGGUUACAUUGCUCUGAAGCUCAUCAACUCUUUCAUAAGCAUGCUUUUGGAAGUCAAAUUUCUGUUGAUGCAGACUAUGAAAAACUAUCAAAAAGAGUGAUAGCUAGGGCAAAAGGCAAUCCGUUAGCUCUAAAGGUAUUGGGCUCUUUCCUUUGCUCCAAGAGUAAACGAGAAUGGGAAAGUGCAUUGGAUAAGCAGGCAAUAGAUCCACACAAGGAGAUUCUUCAAGUAUUGAAAAUUAGUUAUGAUGGAUUAAGCAAAGGCACCCAGAAUAUGUUUCUUGAUAUUGCAUGCUUCAUUACGGGUGAAGUUUACAGAGAAGAAGUAGAAAACAUGUUCAGUUGCAGUGACCAGUAUGAUGUGACAAUAGAAAUAACUACUCUUAUUGAUAAAUCCUUAUUAACAGAAAGCCUAUAUGGAUGCUUGUCCAUGCAUGAUUUACUGAGAGAAAUGGGUCAGGCAAUUGUUUGUGAUGAAAGCAAAAUACCUGGAAAUCGUAGUAGGUUGUGGACUGCUAAAGAUGUCCGCCAUGUAUUGGAAAAAAACAAAGGGACUAACGCAAUCCAAGGCAUAUCAUUGAAUCUGUCUGAUUGUGGUAUUAAAAAAAAAGUGCAAGUGAGCCCUACAACAUUCUCAAAUAUGUGCCAUCUAAGAUAUCUUAAAAUAUAUGGAGGAGGGAAACAAUAUGAUGGGGAAUUUGGGCCUAGAUACCUACAAGUUCCUGAAAAUCCGUUUGAUAUUUCUGAUGAGCUAAUAUAUUUUCAUUGGGAUUCAUAUCCUUUGAAAUAUAUGCCAAAUUUUAGUCCUGAAAAUCUUGUUGGACUUAUUAUGCGUUGGAGCAAACUUGACAAACUUUGGAAUGAAGUCGAGCUCCUUGACCUCGAGAAGUUAAAGAAGAUUGAUCUUAGUAAUUCUGAGCAUCUUACUGGAAUACCAAGUCUGUCCGGGGCUAUCAAUCUUGAAAUUAUAGAUCUUCAAGGUUGUAAAAAUUUGGUUCAAAUUCACUUAAAUCUUCGGAAUCUCUGCAAGCUUCAGAUUCUAAAUUUAAGGCAUUGCUACAAUCUCGAAAAAUGGGAAGCAUCUGAAAGUCAAGAAGUGCCCUCAUCAGUUCCCAUUGGAUUAGAUUUCUCAUAUUGCACAGGAGAUAGAAAUAGAAGGAUACUUAGGAAUGAAGUUCAGUUGAAGAUUGAUGCUAGUUAUUGUGAGCACCUAACUGAAAUACCAAAUUUGUCUGAGGCUAUCAAUCUUGAAACUAUAACACUCCAAGGUUGUAAAAGUUUGGUUCAAGUUGCUUUAAAUUUUCAGAAUCACCCCAUGCUUCGACUUCUAGAUUUGAGAGAAUGCGCCAAUCUCGAAGAAUGCAGAGAUUCUGAAAAUAUUACAACUAAUAAUACAACAUUUAUAGAAGAAGAGACCUCAUCAUCAGUUCCCGUUGAAUUAAAUUUCUCAAAUUGCAAAAGACUGAGAAGUAUACCAGAAAGCAUUGGGAAAUUGAAAUAUCCGAAUCUGCAUCUUAGUGAAUGCCCAAACCUAGAAAAGUUUCCGGAAAUCUCUUCGGGUGGUAUGGAAUGCUUGCAUGAGCUUUCGUUAAACGGAACAGGGAUUAAAGAGCUACCUGAAUCAAUCGAAAAUAUAAAAAAGCUCAAACAGUUAAGUUUGAAUGAUUGCAAAAGACUUAAAAGUCUACCCCAGAGCAUUUGGAAGUUGAAAUAUCUGGAAAGGCUGAUUGUUUUUGAUUGCCCAAACCUACAAGGAAAGUUUCCAGAAAUCUGGGAUGUUAUGGAAUGCUUGGAUGAAAUUGAUUUAGAGGGAACAGGGAUUGAAGAGUUACCCGAAUCAAUUGAAAAUAUAAAAAAGCUCAAGUACUUAAAUUUGAAGGAUUGCAAAAGACUUAAAAGUCUGCCCCAGAGCAUUUGGAAGUUAAAAUAUCUUGAAAAGCUGAUUGUUUGUGCUUGCCCAAACCUGCAGGGAAAGUUUCCAGAAAUCUGGGAUGUUAUGGAAUGCUUAUAUGAAAUUGAUUUAGAGGGAACAGGGAUUGAAGAGUUACCGGAAUCAAUUGAAAAUCUAACUGGGCUCACAAAUUUAAACCUUUGCAGUUGCCCACAGAUUAAGUUUCUCCCAAAAAGCCUCUGUAAAUUAUCAAGGCUUGCUACGUUGAACCUCAAGGAAUGUUCAUCACUUGAAGAAUUGCCUCGCCUUCCACUUAAUUUGACAAGUUUGUUUAUAAAUUACUGUGAGAGCUUGAAAUCAAUACAACAGCUUCCAUCUUCAUUACUUAUGUUUGACGCAGCCGAUUGUACAUCAAUGAAAACAAUAUCAAGUUGUGAAGCGGCUCACAUUCACAACGGACAAUAUUUCGGGGGUCUUCUCCCUAUGGUUUGGAGGUUUGAAAAUUGUCUGGAUUUGGAUUACAACACACGAAACCACAUAAUUGCUGAUACUCUAGACGGUAGAAUUUACGACGGCUGCGCAUGUCCAUUUGUUGAUAUUGUGUACCCAGGAAAUGAAAUCCCAAAGUGGUUCAACAAUGUAAGUACUGAUGAUGGGAAUUUGAUCAAUUUCCGACUUCCUCUAAAUUGGUUUAAAUUUACUGACAGCCGGGUCCCUUUUGUUGUCUGCAUUGUUGGUGUGUUGAAUAAUUUUGACGAUGAUGAUCAUGACAAGCGGAUGAGGGCUGUUUUGUUGAAAUACAAUAUCAAUUUCAAAACCAAUACUUGUGAUGGCCAUCGUCACAAAUAUAUUGGUGGUUUAGCAAAAACUUGUUUACAAGCAAAUAACCGUAAUGCUGAUCACGUGUUCAUUAUGCACAACCGAGAUAUGAGUUUGGAUAAGCAAGUGUUGAGACAACUGAUUCGACCUCGUGGGUGCCUCAAUCUUAGGAAUGUGGACGCCUUGCAGGCUUCUUUCAGUAUAUGUUUGAUGGAAGGUGCAAGUGUCAAUUUGAACAUAAAAAAUUGUGGGAUACGCUUCAUCUAUGACUAUGAUAGAACCAAAGUUAGACAAUACUAGUGGUGAAUGUUCUAAUCAAGCAAGUGGAUAUCAAAAUAAUAUGAUCCGUCAGUCACAUCCGCAGAUUAGUUCCAAGAGAAUCAAGCUGAUGGGACAAGAUACCUUUCUUCUAAAUGAAUCGUUUUUAAUCUACAAGCUGUUCAGGAACCGUAACAGUCUUCUACUUCCAGGAUUUCUAGCAUGAUCUUGCAUGUGGGCAUAUCGGAUGAAGAAGAAUGAUUAGCUUGAAUAAUGUCCAGCGAAUAAUAAGCUUGAAUUUCAUAAGAGCAGGUUGUGAUCAAACAGACUGCGAAGGGCCCCAAAGAAAAACUUAACUGUACACAUUGAUGGCUUCUCUUUCACUGAAGGAUUCUCAAAGAUUCGGAAAUGUAAAAUUUCAGUAAUAUGAAAUUGUAUACUUGCAUUGUUCUCAUUUUUGUUUCGCUAGUUUAAUGCUCUAUUAUUGCUCCUUAACGCUUUCUUAUAUAUUAUCAAAGCAAAAAUGUCAAAUGGAGAGAUGAAGAAAACUUCAACAAGAUAAA
Molecule: messenger RNA, 4597 nt
Organism: Ziziphus jujuba (common jujube)
Lineage: Eukaryota; Viridiplantae; Streptophyta; Magnoliopsida; Rosales; Rhamnaceae
Product: disease resistance protein RPV1
Exons: 9
Coding region: 1341-4076 (911 amino acids)
Biological process (GO): defense response
Source: RefSeq, a predicted model, not a curated record